This is a messenger RNA of Loa loa (African eye worm), 543 nucleotides long. RefSeq lists its product as hypothetical. The record is from RefSeq and is a predicted model, not a curated record. Lineage: Eukaryota; Metazoa; Nematoda; Chromadorea; Rhabditida; Onchocercidae. The annotation marks the transcript as partial. The transcript is spliced from 4 exons.
AUGUGUGGUGGUAUAGAAACUGAUCCAGAAGAACGAUCUCGACUUGCUCUUUUAGUGUUGAAUCGUACCCGGUUACCUUAUCAAGCUUGUGUCCGACGUGAUGGUCAUCCAGUUAUGGUACAACUUGAUUGUUCCCAGUGUACUGUAGCGGAAUUUAAUGAAGCUUUCAAACGAAAUUCCAAUGAUCAUUAUAUACCACUACGUAUAAUGGAGCUUUCACUUGGCGCUUGUUUAACAACAACGCUAAAUGAUUGUGAUCCAGAACAUGCUGAUUGUUUGGUUAAUGGUCCUCGUUAUGAAUGUCGUUGUCAUGAUGGUUGGAAUGAUACAUCAAAGGAAUUAGGACAAGCAGAAGGAAGACGAUGUGAACAAUUAAUCCUACUUGCUGAUGGAUGUAUCCUAUUUUUUGGCUAUUGUUUAUUGUGGUGGUUUCUUUUGCUUGGUAUCAUCCUCUUUUUGGCACUAUUAUUAUUCUGUUGGCUAGGCUAUAAACUAAACAAAUUAUGCCAACAGCGAAAGAGACGAAAUGUUACAAAAGAACAG